Molecule: messenger RNA, 1650 nt
Organism: Heterobilharzia americana
Lineage: Eukaryota; Metazoa; Platyhelminthes; Trematoda; Strigeidida; Schistosomatidae
Source: the annotation of a GenBank genome assembly
AUGCGUUCUGCUCAAGGGGAACUAAUUCAUCACUACUCAAUAAUGCCAUAUGGUUUUAUUUGUUUGGUUUAUAAUGAAAUUAAUCAGCGUGGAUCAUUCGACAUGAAUUAUUUGUGUUUUCUACUGUGUGCAGCAAUUGUAGCAAAUAUAGCUCUGGUAACCAAUUCUGCUGGUGUUGUAUUCGCCAGUAUGUUGUUAUCACCUUUAAUGGAUCCAAUUAUGUGCAUCUUAUUUGGACUGAAUCUGCGUGAUCGUAAUAUGACAACUAAAGGCAUUAGAAAUACAUCGGUUUCACUAAUUAUUUGUGUUUUGAUUGGGUUGACAUUUGGCUACGUUGCACAUGUAAUUAGCGCCUUCCAGGAUGUCACACCAUAUCCAACAAGUGAAAUGGCUCAAAGAGGCGAAUUAAGGUCUUUUAUUGGUUCUAUGCUUGUUGCAGCAUUCUCUGGUGUCAGUGUUUCUUUUGCUAUACUGAGUAAACGACUAUCAGCAUUGAUUGGAAAUGCCAUUUCGCUUUCAUUGCUGCCACCAGCAGUUAACUGUGGUCAUUUGUUACUACUAUCUCUUUUGGCCAUCUCCACCGGGGAGAAACGUGAGUAUGAAAGUGUAACAGAUGAGAAAUCGAAUCUGACAACUACUCUACAUUAUUGUACAUAUCCAUGGAUUCGACAGUAUGAAUUUAUUUAUAUGCGAAACCAUUGUAAUGCUCCUCUGGAAUUCCUGUAUGUGGGUUUAUCAAGUUUCUGCCUUGUCACGAUGAAUAUUAUGUUAAUUCUUGUCACUGGAUACACGGUGAACAAGAUCAAAAAUCUGGUGCCACUUUCCUUCACAAAUGAAAUCACUCGAAGAUUUUAUCAAAAGGAUUUACGAGAGGUUCGAGAAAACUACAAAUGUCUACACAAAUUCGAUGCCGCCGAUUUAGCCACUUAUGCGUACAAUGAAUAUCUACGUUUAAAUAAGGUAAAUUCACAAGACGGUGAAUUGACCAAUUUGGACAGUGAAAAUGCAGAUGAAAUUGUUAAUGAAUUUCAAACAAUUAUGAAGGAUCUCAAAAAAGACCCUUAUCUUCAAACGAUUACAGCUGAAACAGCUCAAGGUGAUAGCAGCUUUUGGAAAUUUAUUGAAAAAUCCAGUGAAUUAUCAACAAGGAAUGCAGUGAAACGAAUAAAACAACAUCAUACAUUCUGUCAUCCUAGUGCUUCGUUCACAGUGUGUGAAGAUAGUGGUGUUGGCAAUAACAACAAUACGUGUAAUAAUAACAACACUCCUGAUGCGAAUAAUACUACUGCUGCUAACCAUCAACAUCAUCAUGUCAACAGUAACACGUACAACACUGGUGAGAACAAAAAUAUUAACAAGAAUACAAGUUUAGCACGAGUAAAACUGUUAGGUAGACUAGCCUUUGAAAUAAACUCUCCAACUGUUAUUCGAGAGAAUAUGCCAAACAAUGGUGCCAAGUUUUCACCUCCGAUUGGAAAAAGUAAAUAUACUAGACUACUUGGAGGGAAAAAUGCAAAACUAGAACCAAGUUUACGAAGUUCAAGUUCAACGGGAAGAUUCGAGGUGGUAUCUGUGGAACGCCCAAUAGAAUCCGCAUAUGAUGUAGAACGACAAGAAAGAACUGAUAGCAUACUGAGAAGUAAUGUUUAA